AAUCCACCCCAACGACCAGCAGUCCGCACCUCAAACUAACAUGGCGCUAACGGCAUAUUGUUAUGGCCGCAAUUUGUACGGUAUCAGUAUCUACGUAAACAUCGUGAAGGCAAGAAUCGAGACAAGAAUUACAACCGACCAUCAAUUAUCCCCAGUAGUCACCAAUAAUAAUUAAAAAUGGAUGUACGUGGCAUAGAAGUGACGAAUCAACUCCGGAGUGCGAUACGUGCGAAGCUUCUGGAAUUGGGAGUGCGCUACGACGAGGAACUACCAGACUACAUUCUGGUAAUGGUAGUCAACAAAAAAACCCGUCAGCAGAUGCACGAGGAUCUCAACUUAUUUCUCGAGAAUAAUACAACACCGUUCGUCGAUUGGUUGCACGAUCAGGUGCUGAAGAAGCUCCAAAAGGUAACGAUUGCGAAGAAAAAACCUCCUAGGGAAUUUCUGCCAGCGGUAAUCGUCAAACAAGAGGAGGAGAGGAAAAAAAAGCGAAGCACAACUCAACCAGAGGAGGAGAUCUCCACCAAGGACGAAACCCUGAUUGAGAAAUCGCCAGUCAAAGCUGCUCAGAAUCGUGUGGAGGUCAGUACAAAUUCCCAGAGCGACUCUAGUGAAGUUGAUAAAUCAUCCUCGUGGCCCCUGUCACCACCACUGCCACCACAAUCCCAGCAACAGCCUGUCAGCAAAUCACUGACAGAAGAUGACUCUGCCCAGGAAUUAGAGACGUGUGGAAAGCAAUCAGUGGGCUCUAGUGCCAAACGAAUUCCUGACAGAGACAACACUCCUGAGAGGCCUGCAAAGCGACUGAAACCAACGGACGUACCCAGAAGCACAUCAAAACAGUCAGAAGAAACAGAAUCAGAAGACAAACGCAUUAAAUCGUGUGUUAAUAAACCGAGAAUUACGUCUGUCGUGUCUGUAAAAACGAGGUUAGGUUUGACAUCGCCGAGAAAAAAGUUUCUAGUUCACAAGGAGAGAGCUGACGAUCCUGUCUACGAUUAUCGUAGGAAGGACACGAGGUUCGAGAAGAGGCCACAUGAUACGAUAAACCGGAGGAAUGUGUCCAGGGGAAGAAGCUUCGAGGAUGACGUGGGGAGAGGCAGUCGUGAAGAACCGAUCAAUCGUCCCUCUUUCCCCAACAGUAAAAGCAGGAUUCUGGGGGGAAGAGACCUGGGGGAAAAGAGUGGGUUCACUGUCAAAUCGAAAGUUGAAGGAUCCACGGGGACUAUCAAGGAUCGAUUGGGACAGUUGUCCAAAUUGAGGAUCAAAGAUUCCCAAGAAGAUAUUGACCGGAGUUACAGAAACCGAAUUGGGACUGUCACGAGCAAAUUCAGGGCUCUGGGGAGGCUGGGGGUCCCGAGAAUAAAUAAAAAUGAUCAAGGGUAUGACGAAGAUGGGGAAAUUGAUGAGGAGGACACAGUGGUGCCCGUUAAAUCUCACAUAAUUGCUGUUAAUAAUCCUGUUGGAGACAGGGAGAGGAUGGACAGGUGGGGCUCGAGGAAAAUUAAAAGACUGGAGAACCAGGAAGAGAUGGAGGAGGAGAAUGAUGAGGGGAAGACACUGGCUAGCAAGAUUAUCGUCACUCCUAGACCGCUGAAGCCACUACAGCCAGUUCAGAAGAGGGCAACGCAGUCGCUGUUGCUGCGAGCAGUGGCUGAAGCCAAUCAAUCAGUGGUGAAGCAAAAAAAUCCAGAACCUAUUUCGAAGGAAAAAAUGGCAAUAGUCAAACCACUGAGAUCAACCCGUACAAGAGAAAUAGCUAAGAAUUUGUCAGUGCAUCUGAAUGCCACUAAACGUUUAGUCAUGGAAAAAAUACAAGUGGAACUCACCAACCUCGACACCGGGGUUAAUAAUGAUCCAGAGCCCUACGUUCCAAGAUCGGUUACUGAGGAACAAAUGGGUGUUGUCAUGUCUCUGUUCCAAAGAGGCGAUGACAAUCAAAAAUUUCUAGUCACAUUGAACGGAUACAACAACAACGAUAUGAAGGAGAAGGGCCCGUCAGACGAGGAGGAAGGGUUAGAGAUGGAGGUCAAUGAGGACGAUGAGUUGGGGCUCUCUAACUCUCCGAACGAGUCAUCGCCUCGGGAGUUUCAUACGAUGGAGGUCGAGGAGCUCGACACAUCCGGAAAAAAUGAAGAAACGGAGAAUAAUGAGAAUAAUUAUCUUGAUAAUGUGCCAGCUAAUACAGCUAUGAAGAGAAGAAAAUUGAGUCCCAUAAUCUACACUAGGUCCCCGAGCCCUGUAGAAGAUACAGGAAUUUCGCCUAGUGCAGCAGGUCUGGAGAAGCGGCCGCCUGUUGCCCCAGUCAUAAUCAGCGACACAUCCAGAGAGAAGUGCCGAUACUGGCCCAACUGUACACUGGGGAAAAAAUGCGCGUAUUUGCAUCCGGCUGUUCCCUGCAGUGCAUUUCCAACGUGCAAAUUCGGCGACAAAUGUGCGUACAAACAUCCGAAGUGCAAAUUUGGAUUGUCAUGUACUAAAUUGGGCUGCGUAUUUUCACACACAUCCCAGCAGUGCAAGUACCAUCCGUACUGUACAAAACAUGGAUGUCCGUAUCUGCAUCCACCGGUGCAGUCAAAUACACCAGCCAAUCCCACGAGGGCUAAAUUCACAUGGCGUAGAAGGGACUGAGUUCAAUUAUUACCAUUGCAUCUAUUAAUUGGCAUUUACAAUCAACGAGGAUAAAGGUCUACAAAAAUAAAAAAUCUAGGGAUGAAGUCACCCUUGAAAGCCGGGUAAUCAGAAAAGAUGAAAAAAUAUUCGUACUUGUUCUGAUCUCCCUGGAGUCAACAUAAAAU
Molecule: messenger RNA, 2798 nt
Organism: Diachasmimorpha longicaudata
Lineage: Eukaryota; Metazoa; Arthropoda; Insecta; Hymenoptera; Braconidae
Gene: Nab2
Product: zinc finger CCCH domain-containing protein 14
Exons: 8
Coding region: 178-2631 (817 amino acids)
Biological process (GO): regulation of mRNA stability
Cellular component (GO): cytoplasm; nucleus
Molecular function (GO): metal ion binding; poly(A) binding
Source: RefSeq, a predicted model, not a curated record